Messenger RNA from Boleophthalmus pectinirostris (great blue-spotted mudskipper), 1411 nucleotides. Its product is annotated as zinc finger protein 79-like. The transcript has a single exon. The record is from RefSeq and is a predicted model, not a curated record. NCBI's taxonomy places the organism in Eukaryota, Metazoa, Chordata, Actinopteri, Gobiiformes, Gobiidae. The annotation marks the transcript as partial.
ACAGAAGAGUCCUCACAGCUCCAGACAGAUCCCAGAGAGGACGUCACCUCCGAGACGCACGUCCACCCCGACACCGACGGAGACACGGAGCACUCCUCUCAAACCGACACCGAUGAAGAGUGGAGCGCUCCAUUCAGCUGUUCGUCCAGGCGGGUGGACACGGAAGAGGACGGGGAUCACCGCGACCGGGUCCAGGCCCGAACCGGAGGCGCCGCCGCUUCAAACUCAGGUCUGUCCCCCGAACACGAGAACCGCGCACCAGAGACCGGAGCCGCCGCGGACAACGGAAACGCGCCGCAAACAGCCCGAGGAGGAGCUGCGGGGAAGAAGCACCCGUGUUCGUUUUGUAAAGAGCGACGUGGGUUUAAAGAGCGUUUUAAAAGACACGGAGGAGACAAACCUUACAGCUGUUCGGUGUGUCAGAAAGCGUUUCACAAAAAGAGUCACCUCAAACAGCACACGAGAACACACACGGGGGACAAACCUUUCAGCUGUUCCGUGUGCCAGAAGUCGUUCAAUCACAAGAGUAACCUCACAGAACACGUCAGGACGCACACGGGGGACAGACCUUACGGCUGCUCCGUCUGUCAGAAGUCGUUUAACCACACGAGCGUCCUCGCGAAGCACAUGAGGACGCACACGGGCGACAAACCUUUCAGCUGCUCCGUGUGCGAGAAGGCGUUUAACCAAAAGAGCAACCUGACGAAACACAUGCGGACGCACACGGGCGACAAACCUUACAGCUGCUCCGUGUGCGAGAAGGCGUUUAACCAAAAGGGUAAUCUCACCAAUCACAUGAGGACGCACACGGGAGUCAAACCCUACAGCUGUUCCGUGUGCGAGAAAGCGUUUAACCAAAAGAGUCACGUCAUAAAACACAUGAGGACGCACACGGACAGAGACAAAACUUAAAGACGUUCCGUGUGUCAUCUCGAUUUACACGUCGCUCUCGUCUGGAAAAAACACGAAGGGCCCGAGCUCGCCCCCCCGAUCUCAGCACGAGCAGAAGUGUGAGGUGUGGACAUCUCAACGGUCCGAGUGUCGUGUCUGAACAUCAGGCGGAGUGGAGCAAACUGAGGACAGCUGUGACACAAUUACGAAUUGUGAGUUUGGGGACCACAGGAUCAUCUCUGCUGUUCACAGAUCAUAAUGUCCUGUUGUCUUCAUCAGACCAGGACCUGCAGAUUGGGGCCUCAUUUAUAAAAAACUGCGCAGGAGUUGUCGUAAGUUCGUGCGUUCGUCUGUAGGUACGAGAGGCGUGCGCCACAAACUCCAUAUUUAGAAAACCCACCGCACGAACCAAACCUGCAACCUGUGAUUUAUAAAUCCACCUGCAACUAGAAUUUGCGCACGUAAACCCACGUCACGCCCCUCACACCUCCGCCUCACCAUAAAAGGACAGACCACGCCC